CCUCUUGCUUGCAGGCGCUGCAAGUCGCACAGGAGUGAUCUGCGGCUUUUUUGUGCGUAUGAUGCACCGCGCGCUCGACGCACCUGUGCGCACAACAAACCCAGCCCGGUACCGCCUGGUUCCCCCCUCCUCCUCCUCCUUCUCCCACCCCCAUUCACCGCCCCACCGCCCCUCCGCCGCUCCGCUCACGCACCAGCAUCAGCACCAGCACCGUGAGCAUCGGGGGGGAAGAAAAACGCAGAACCCUGGAUGUUUUUUCUUUUUUUUAUUAAAAAAAAAAGAAGGAAAAACGACAUCAGUGUGGAGUUUAACUGCUGGAUUUUACGCACUCGGACACUGUCGGUGGACUGUGGAACCAAAGUGAUGGAAGAGCGAGAGACCUGUGGAUCCCUUGUCCGCUCCAUUUCCCAGCAGACAACAUGAAGGAGGAACUUCAGCUGGUCCUGAUAGACAGAGAGGUCCAUCCCAUCAGACCUUGCACCAUGAGUCUUAAGAGCAUCUAUUUUGAAAAGUAACAAAGAAAUUCAACCAACACCACCUCCUUUUGUGUCCUGGAGGAAACGGAGGAAAACGACCAUUCCUCCAUCGGACCACCCAACAGCAACCAGACAAUUUACUGCUGUGACUGACUUUAAGACUGUUAACUACAACGACUGUUCUCCUGCUACUGCCCUUUCCCUUUUUUUAUAUAUACACAUAUAUAUAUAUAUAUAUCAAUAACUGCACAUACUGUUAAUCAAACUGUAGAUCCCUGAAAUUCAGUCUUUCCACCUGAAGACGUCAACGUGAUUGAAUUCCCCUGACAAACCUUUUUUUGGAUUAACUGAUUCUUUGCAACUAUGGAUCUUGUAGGCUUUUCUAUCAGACUGCACAUGUUCCUCAGCACAUGUCUGGGACUGGAAUUUUUUGGCACACCGGGUCAGUGGGCACGCUACCUCCGCUGGGACGCCAGCACCCGUGGUGACCUCAGCUUCCAGUUCAAAACGGACGCCUCAGAGUCGCUGAUGCUGUAUUUUGACGAUGGGGGCUACUGUGACUUUCUGCUGCUGUCGGUGGUGGAGGGCCGGCUGCAGCUGCGCUUCAGCAUCGACUGUGCCGAGACGGCAGUUUCGUCUGAAAAACGGGUGGAUGACAACAGGUGGCACGUGGCCACUGUGGGCAGGUAUAACCUGCGCACGGUGCUGGUGUUGGAUGGCCAGGUCGCAGCCGAUGGCGUGAAACCUCAGCGGCAGUUCAUGAAAAUAGUCAGCGACCUGUUCCUGGGUGGAGUACCUCAGGAUAUCCGCAACGGUGCGCUCACACUGCCUACAGCGCGAAACAUGCAGCCCUUCAGGGGCACAAUCACAGACCUCAAAUAUGGCGUCUCGCAGCCAGUGUUGCUGGGAAGCUUUAAAGUGCCCCUGGAGUCGGAAGGAUGGUGCAGUGUGAACCCUUGUGAGAAUGGCGGUACAUGCUCAGUGGUGGAUGGACAGCCCAUCUGCGACUGCUCCAAAACAGAGUACAGGGGCCGCUUCUGCAGUGAAGAAGUCGUCAGUAAUAUGCCAGGCCUUGCACAUAUGAUGGCAGAACAAGCGAAAAGCAAAGCAAGGGAAGAGAAUGUGGCCACUUUCCGUGGCUCAGAGUAUUUCUGCUACGAUCUCUCCCAGAACCCCAUCCAGAGCAGCAGUGAUGAGAUUACACUCUCUUUCAAGACAUGGCAACGAAAUGGCCUUAUCCUUCACACUGGCAAAUCAGCUGACUAUGUCAACCUGGCUCUGAAGGACAGCGCUGUCUCCCUAGUUAUCAACCUUGGCUCUGGAGCCUUUGAGGCCAUUGUGGAGCCCGUCAAUGGGAAGUUCAAUGACAACACGUGGCAUGAUGUCAAAGUGACCCGCAAUCUCCGACAGGUGACGAUAUCAGUGGAUGGGAUUCUGACCACCACGGGUUACACCCAGGAGGACUACACCAUGCUGGGAUCGGAUGACUUCUUCUACGUGGGUGGAAGCCCUAGCACUGCUGACCUGCCUGGCUCUCCUGUCAGCAACAACUUCAUGGGCUGUCUCAAGGAGGUGGUGUACAAGAACAACGACAUUCGACUCGAGUUGUCUCGUCUGGCUCGGAUCGUGGACCCGAAGAUGAAAAUCCAGGGCGAGGUGUCCUACAAGUGUGAGAACGUGGCAACUCUGGACCCCAUUUCCUUUGAGACUCCGGAGGCCUACAUCAGCCUCCCCAAGUGGAACACCAAGCGGAUGGGAUCCAUCUCUUUCGACUUCCGCACGACUGAACCCAACGGCCUCAUACUCUUCACCCAUGGUAAACGCCAGGAACGCAAAGACACCGCCCGCAGCCAGAAGAACACGAAGGUGGACUUUUUUGCCGUAGAGCUGCUGGACGGCAGCCUGUAUCUGCUGCUGGACAUGGGCUCAGGGACUAUUAAGGUGAAGGCGACCCAGACAAAGGUCAAUGAUGGUGCCUGGUAUCAUGUGGACAUCCAGAGAGACGGACGCUCAGGCACCAUCUCUGUAAACAGCAGAAGGACGCCAUUCACAGCCAGUGGUGAGAGUGAGAUUCUGGACCUGGAGGGCUUUAUGUACUUGGGGGGACUUCCUACUGACCGCACCAACCUCAUCCUGCCCACCGAGCUCUGGACGGCGAUGCUCAACUAUGGCUACGUGGGCUGUAUCCGUGACCUUUUCAUCGACGGCCGCAGCAAGGACAUCCGUCAGAUUGCCGAGAACCAAAAUGGCGCCGGCAUCAAACCCUCGUGCACCAAGCAACCUGGCAAGCAGUGCGAGAGCUACCCGUGCAAAAAUCGAGGCAUCUGUAAAGAAGGCUGGAAUCGGUUCAUUUGUGACUGCACCGGCACUGGCUACUGGUCACGCACCUGUGAGAGAGAGGCCUCCAUCCUCUCCUACGAUGGCAGCAUGUACAUGAAGGUGGUGAUGCCGAACAUCAUGCACACUGAGGCGGAGGACGUCUCCCUGCGUUUUCGCUCCCAACGAGCCUAUGGCCUCCUCAUGGCCACCACCUCCCGAGACUCAGCUGACACGCUCAGGCUGGAGUUGGACGGGAGUCGUGUCAAACUCACGGUCAACCUAGACUGUAUCAGGAUAAACUGUAACUCCAGCAAGGGACCGGAGACCCUGUAUGCUGGGCAAAAGCUCAAUGAUAAUGAAUGGCAUACAGUGCGUGUGGUGCGUCGCGGCAAAACCUACAAGCUAAUGGUUGACGAUGAUGUAGCAGAAGGCCAAAUGGUGGGCGACCACACUCGCCUGGAGUUCCACAACAUUGAAACGGGCAUCAUGACGGAGCGCCGAUUUGUUUCCACCAUCCCAUCCAGCUUCAUUGGUCACCUGCAGAGCCUGAGGUUUAACGGCAUGCUCUACAUCGACCUGUGCAAGAAUGGAGACAUCGAUUUUUGUGAGCUCAAUGCCCGCUUUGGGGUUCGGUCCAUUAUUGCUGACCCUGUCACCUUCAAAUCCAAGAGCAGCUACCUGAGCCUGGCCACCCUACAGGCCUACGCAUCCAUGCACCUCUUCUUCCAGUUCAAGACCACCUCUCCAGAUGGCUUCAUACUUUUCAACUCUGGAGAUGGCAACGAUUUCAUCGCUGUAGAACUGGUUAAGGGAUACAUCCACUACGUCUUUGACCUCGGAAAUGGGCCAAACCUCAUCAAGGGCAAGAGCGAGAGAGCGCUGAAUGACAACCAGUGGCACAACGUGGCCAUCACCCGGGACAACAGCAACACCCACACGCUCAAAGUAGAUGCCACAACCACUAGUCAGAGUAUCAACGGGGCCAAGAACCUCGACCUGAAAGGUGAUCUGUUCAUCGCGGGACUGGGUCCGGGCAUGUACGGCAACCUGCCAAAACUGGUGGCGUCCAGAGAAGGCUUCCAGGGCUGUUUGGCGUCAGUGGACCUCAACGGUCGCCUGCCGGAUCUCCUUAAUGACGCUUUGUUCCGCAGCGGGCAGAUUGAGCGCGGAUGUGAAGGUCCCAGCACCACCUGUCAGGAAGACUCCUGUGCCAACAUGGGCAUUUGUAUUCAGCAGUGGGAGAACUACACCUGUGACUGCUCCAUGACCUCCUACACUGGCACACAGUGCAAUGACCCUGGCACAACAUACAUCUUUGGCAAAGGAGGAGGCCUCAUUACAUUCAAAUGGCCCGCCAAUGAGAGACCCAGCACCAGGACAGACAGGCUGACUGUCGGCUUUAGCACCUCCCUGAAAGAUGGCAUCCUGGUUCGGAUUGACAGCGCACCUGGCCUGGGAGACUAUCUCAUGCUACACAUACAACAAGGGAAGAUUGGAGUGACAUUCAACAUUGGCACAGUGGACAUCAGUGUGCAGGAGAGCAGCAUCCCAGUGAAUGACGGGAAGUAUCACGUUGUCCGCUUCACCAGGAAUGGCGGCAAUGCUACGCUGCAGGUGGAUAACUGGUCAAUCAACGAGCACUUCCCAACAGGGAACAACGACAUUGAACGCUAUCAAAUGGCCAAUAAGAAAAUUCCUUUCAAAUACACCAGACCAGUAGAAGAGUGGCUACAAGAGAAAGGACGGCAGCUGACAAUAUUCAACACACAGGCAAAAGUCGCAAUCGGUGGCAGCGAUCGCGGGCGGCCUUUUCAGGGCCAACUGUCUGGCCUUUACUAUAAUGGCCUCAAAGUGUUGAGCAUGGCUGCUGAGGGUAACCCCAACAUCAAGAUUAACGGCAGUGUGAGGUUGGUAGGUGAUGUGCCGAGUGUGGCGGGCUCAGCCAGGUCCACGGCCAUGCCCCCAGAGCUGUCCACCACCUUCAUCGAGACGACUACCAUGAUGUCCACCACCACCACACGGAAACACCGAUCCCCCUCAACUGUACAGAAGCACUCGGCAGAUGAGAUAGUGUCGUCCGCAGAGUGUUCGAGCGAUGACGAAGACCUGGAGGAGUGCGAAACUAGCCACGCAGAUAAGACCUUGUCCACGUCAGGCUUUGAAGGUGGCUACAAAGCUCACACACCCAAGACUUUUAGACCAAACAAACCUUCAGUCUCCAGACGCAGUAGGACUACUGCUACCGCCAUACUACUAACCGCCGACCAGAGCCGCACCACCGCCACCUCUGCCUCCGCCGCAACCUACCACAAUGCUCCGGCCAAACAGCCGGCCGGCAAAAUGAAUAACCGCGAGCUAAAACCCCAGCCCGACCUAGUGUUGCUUCCAUUGCCCACAUCCUUUGAGGUAGACAGCACCAAGCUGAGGGGCACAUUAAUAACCUCCCCAAUGUUCCGUAAUAUACCCACAGCACCCCCAACAGAGCCGGGCGUCAGGAGAGGUCCAGGGCCCUCGGAAGUGGUCCGUGAAUCUAGCAGCACCACCGGGAUGGUCAUCGGAAUAGUGGCAGCCGCUGCCCUGUGCAUCCUCAUCCUCCUGUAUGCCAUGUAUAAGUACAGGAACAGGGAUGAAGGCUCCUACCAGGUGGACGAGAGCAGGAACUACAUAACCAACUCAGCUGUGCAGAGCAAUGGCACGGUGAUGAAGGACAAACAGCAGAGCUUGAAAGGCAGCAACAAGAAACAGAAAAAUAAGGAUAAGGAGUAUUAUGUGUGACUGUGAGACUUUUGCGAAGACGAGAGAAUGACGGAAGAAAGAACUCCGAGAACAUUUAUUUAUCAGUUUCCUUGUGAGGAGCUAUGACAAAUGAUGGUAUAACAUGGAACUUGAAUAAUCCUAUACUGUGCUGAGUAGUUGAACUGAUGAUAUGUACUAUAAUAUAAAGCACACUUACUAUUGUAAGCAUAAAGACAAGGCUAAAUAGCAACUUUAGAGAUCUCACUCUUCUGUCUGGUCAGAGACGUUAUCAGCAUAUUUCGGUAUAUUUCACGGCUACAACAUUCUCCCAAGUGACUUUUAGAGCUAUGUGAUUCUUGGCAUUAAACAAAAAAAAAAAACUGUUUUGUAUAAUUGUUAAUUGCAAAAGGCUCAUAAUCUUCUACAUUUUCAGCAUGUAAGCAACAUGUAGUGAUUUAAAAUGAGGGCCAGGCACAUAAUCACUGUAAAAGUAAAAAAGAAAAAAAAGAAAAGAAAAGAAAAAAAAAAAGGACUGCCGUAUCAGAAUAUGACAGAUUUCUAUGGUUUAUACAUACUACAAGUGUGGUGUCUUACAUAUUUUUGCUCUGAGCAAAAGAAAAAAAAUGUCAAAAAGAAACAGAAAAAAUAACUAUUCCUGUGUAUAAAAUGAAAU
Solea solea (common sole) is the source of this 6204-nucleotide messenger RNA. RefSeq names its product neurexin 3a (gene nrxn3a). The record is from RefSeq and is a predicted model, not a curated record. The transcript has 24 exons. NCBI's taxonomy places the organism in Eukaryota, Metazoa, Chordata, Actinopteri, Pleuronectiformes, Soleidae. The coding region runs from base 840 to 5570 and encodes 1576 amino acids.